GAAAGAGAGAGAGAGACACACACACACACACACAAGGAGUCAUAGGGCAGUUCAUGCAGGUAAAGCAAUCAGAUGUCUUCUCUUCCUCUUGGAUUUGUUUGUUUUUCUAUAUUCCUUUUUCCUGCCUGUAGUGGUUCAGGAUGAGUCCAGGUUCUAACCCUUCUUCACCGUCCGCUUUAAGUCUGAUGUGACUGGAUACAGUUCUCAGCAACCUUCAUUAAGAUGACCCGUGUCCACUCAUCUCCCUGGGUUCUCUCUCUUCGCCUGUCCCUCCUUCUGGCAAUCUGGGACAGAGCAAAAUGUGGGUCCGGGGAUGGGAAAAGCCUCUGGCAGCGGCCGCUGACCAACAACGACUUUCUGACAGGAACGUUCCCUGACGGUUUCCUCUGGGGUGUUGGAACAUCGGCGUUCCAGACGGAAGGCUCCUGGGAUCGGGAUGGGAAAGGCGCGUCUAUAUGGGAUCACUUCACCCACAAACUCUAUAGAAUGGGGAACAGCAUUGGCAUGGCAACAGCGGACACUGCCAGCGACAGUUAUGCUCUCUGGGAGCAAGAUGUGGAGUCAGUUCGAUACCUCGGGGCAAAGUUUUAUGCUUUUUCACUCUCCUGGCCGCGACUGUUCUCAGACGGCAAUUCCACGGGACCACCCAACCCUGUCGCAGUGGAGCACUACCAGCAGCUGAUCAGGAUGUUGAAGGCACUAGGUUUAGAGCCUGUAGUGACCCUGUUCCACUGGGAUUUGCCCCAAAGCCUGCAAGAGCACCUGGGUGGCUGGAAGAACCCAGAGAUGGUGCGAGUCUUCAGCGACUACGCCACAUUCUGUUUUGCUACGUUCGGCCGAGACGUCCGAUAUUGGAUCACGAUGCAUAACCCACUCCUGCUAGCACUUCUGGGGUAUGGGACAGGGGCUCAUGCUCCAGGGGUGACCGGUGACCCUGCUGACCCCUUCAUCGUGGCACACAACCUCAUCAGGGCUCAUGCUGAAUCCUGGCACAUAUACGACAAGCAGUUCCGUCCCCACCAGCAUGGCCAAGUCUCCAUCACGCUCGGCUCCCACUGGGUGGAACCUUUUAAAGGACAAGCAACGGCAGUCAACGUGGAGUUGUGCCAGAAGUCCAUGGAGGCUGUGAUUGGCUGGUUUGCGGAACCCAUACAUGGAAGUGGGGACUACCCAAGCUCCUUGCAGGUCUCGCACCAGGGGCUCAUCCCAGAGUUCACCCCAGAGGAGAAACUCUGGGUGCGUGGAACUGCUGAUUUCUUCUCCCUGGCAUUUGGGCCUGAUACACCACGAGCUGUUCACAGCAUAUCUAGCUUUGGCCAGUCAGGAAUGCUGAAUCUGAGGAAAGUUCUGGUCUGGGUUCAGCAGGAGUACAGGGAUCCACACGUGCUGGUAGCAGAGAGCAGCUGGUUCUCUGAUGCCUCUGUAGGAGUGGAGGACACGGUAGCAAUUUUCUAUAUGAAAAGGUUUAUUAACCAAGUGCUUCAAGCUGUGGUUGUGGACCACGUGAAGGUGUUCGGCUACACUGCCUGGUCUCUGGUGGAUGGCUUUGAGUGGAAUAAUGGGUACAGCAUAAGAAGAGGACUCUUCUACAUAGAUUUCAAUCAACCUCAGCGCACCAGAGUCCCAAAGACAACAGCUCAAUUCUACAGGAAGGUUGUGAAAGACAAUGGAUUUCCUACCAACGAGACAGGAAAGGAUAUCACGGGUCAGUUUCCUUGUGACUUCCAUUUUGGAGUGGCAGACUUUACCCUGCAGGUACAUCUACAGCCAUUUUCUCCUCAGUUCACUGAUCCUCUCCUGUACCGCUGGAAUUACACCGGUGAUGGUACCCUGCGUCCUGUUAUCGGAGUAAGGCUUCGCACACGUGGCUCACAGUGCAGUGACUUCCUGGCUAUUCAACGUCACAUCCAACUAGUAGAGAUGACAGGGACAUCACACUACCGCUUCGGUCUGGACUGGCCCCAGCUCUUCCCAAAUGGUGACAUCUCGUCAGCAGACAGGGAGGCAGUACGAUAUUACCGCUGCUUGCUGACUGAACUCCAAAGGAAGGGCAUCCAGGCAGUCGUCACACUCUACCAGCCCAGUCUCAGGUCACCGACAAUGGGCAUGCCCAGCCCACAGCAUGACAGUGGUGGCUGGAUGAACACAAGCAUGGUGGAGGCUUUUGCCAACUAUGCCACUUUUUGUUAUCAGGAGUUUGGUUCACUGGUGCAAGUUUGGAUAACCAUUAAUGAGCCAAACCGGCUAAUAGAAACAUACAACAGAAAUGCACAAGACAGGGAAAGGGUGGUCCGUAAUCUGCUGCUGGCACAUGCUCGUGCUUGGAAUAUCUACCACACGCACUUUCGCCAACUGCAGGGCGCGAAGGUUAGCUUUACAAUCCAUGCUGAUUGGGUGGAACCAGCGAAUCCCUUUGUGAAAUCACACAGAAAUGCUGUUCAAAGCUUCAUGUUACUUGAGCUUGGCCGAUUCCUAGAUCCUUUCUUGAAGGACAUGGAUCACCCCAACAAAAAAACUGUCCUGACUGUUUUCACUCAAACUCCUUCCCUGCCAUACUUCUCUGAGGAUGAGAGGGCUGAGCUCAAGGGGGCUCUAGAUUUCAUUGCUCUUAAUCACUUCACAACACGGCUUGUAUUAUCCAAGGCUCCCUUGACCGAGACCUAUAACCAUGGCUAUUCCCUCAUGUAUGACCCCACAUGGACCUCCUCGAAAAAGGGCCAGGCUCUUGCCCCCUGGGGGCUCAGAAGGGUCCUAGGUUGGGUAAAGGAUCGCUAUAGAGACAGUCGCUCCAUUGUCAUUACAGCGACAGGGAUUGAUGACCAGGCAUCCCAUGAUGACCAGUUGAGGCAAACCUAUAUAAGGAGCUACUUGCAGGAAGUGCUGAAAGCACGGGAGAUGGAUGGCAUCGAUGUGGGUGGGUUUUAUGUCUGGAAGCUCCAGGAUCAUCAUGGUUCUGACUUUGGCUUCUUCACUUCCUCCCACCACCGUUCCCAGCCCAAAGCAUCCGUUACAGUCUACCGGGAGCUCAUCUCUCAGCGUGGUUUUCCUGUCACCACCGGCGAUCCUGUGACCUCACCCCUGGUGAUGCCGUGUGAGCUAAAUGAAAGGAGAAUGGCCUGCUGGCUCUGUAACGGACUGGCUGAGAACAGGCCCCUGCUAUUCUUUGGCAUAUGUGUAACAAUUAGCAUGCUUAUGCUCGCUGGUGUCAUCAUCACUUCUGUGGUGGUGAAGAGCAGGAAGCACAAGAGGAGAGGGGUGAUCCAGGCCAUGCCACAGCGGCUGCACCGGCAGCAGAGGUUUGCCAUGCAGAGGGUAGCACACAGAAUCUGAAGGCCAAAAUUGUUGAAGGAAUAAUUGGGCAUAAAAAUCUAUUUAACACAAUUUCCCUCUUUCCCUCGAAUGUUGUCAGUCGACUGAAACAUGUUUGCUUACUGUUUUUGCUGUAAAACUCCAUCAGGCUUUGUUUCUUACUGUAUGAUAGAGCAAUACGUGCUUUAUUGACAAAUUUAAGGCAAUUAAAGUAAUUUUUAAUGCCAUUUUGUAAAAUCUGUAAUGCUGCUUAGAGCUUAUCAUUUCAUGAACCUCUAUUCUGUGUAUUAUUACUUCAAUUAUGAAGCAGAAAUCUUUAUAAGUACCUCGAGGACCACUCCUACAAUAAUGCUAAUUUAAUUUAGAGGGUAUUUCUGUGAGUAGUGUUCACUUCUUAGUUUAACACUAAGCCGGCUCCCCUUAAAUAUGGACAUUUGAAGCAUUUCACAUUCAAAUGAAACAUUCUUCACUUUGUAAGUUUACAGUGAAUCCUUUGGUAAAAGCUAAAGCUAACUAAAUAUUAUUGGAGGAGGUUGUUAGCUUGUUAGCUAGGAGCUAUUGAGGCCUAGUUAAAUCAAACCUUUUACAUCACAUAAAUGCAAUUUGCAACAGCUAACAUUUUAUUUUACUUUGUACCCAUACAAUAUGUAAAAACCUACAUACAGUACAAACGAGAAAACCUGCUAGUGUGGGUUUGUUUGCUUUUUUUUUAGUUAUACUUUGAAGCUAAGAGGCAUAAGUUAACGGAUAUCCAAAACUGACAAAAUAUUGCAGUUGUAGUCAGAAUGUGAGACCAUACUUUAAAAAAUCCACCCCAGAGCACUUGUACUUUUACCAUCUUUAAGAUACUUCAUAAGAAGGGGGUUUUGCUAGUCUUUGAAUCAGGAAAUCCCAUUCUCUAGACUAUGGUGGUACCACUGUUGGAGGCAAGUAAGCAUGUUUACAAUAGGUUUAAUUUUCCAUUUUAGCCGGAGUGUCUCUAUAACAACUCGGUUAACAAAUUGGUUUGAGAAAAGUUUAAUGUUCUAGGUAUUCAGCUUGCAUGAUGCAAGCCUCCAUUACUUGUUAGCUACAUUAGCCGUGCAGCAUCAGAGCAAAGCAAACUUUAGAUGGCAAACAUGUCUUGGCUGAUCUACAAUUUGGAAUAAAUGGAAAACUGUGUACAUUUGAUUUUAUCACUAUAAGUAGUGAAACACUGGUGCAGUUAUUGGCCUUAUUGUUUUCCAUGAGGUCAGUUACUAUAUUUUUUCUCUUCAUUAAUUCUGUUCUGAAAAUGACCAUAAGUGAGCAAAGCCAAGUACAGCCACGUACAACAUCAGUUUAUGGGUUGACUUGCUCAGGGCACAAUGAAGUCCUUAAGUGUUUAAGUGGUGUUGUUGGACAGUACAACCACAGUUUACUGAAGGAUCAGGUAGGGAUUUGAUCCAGUGACCUCACAGCAGCUUGUAACUAGGGCUAAGAGUUCCAUCCAUCCAUCCAUUUGACUGAGAGUUGACUGCAAAAAUUUGAUUCUCUCAUUUCAGGCAUUUGAGAAUCAAGAGUUGACUCUAAAGCUUUGAAAUGCAUACGGUGAGCAAAAUGCCACUAGGUCAUUUACUAAAUACACCUGAGUGACUAAACAUUCUCUGGAAACCUAAAAUCUCAAACUGUAUCAUAUCACAAACAUGCCAGCUGUAAUCCAGCAGUCAUUGUUUUCCUGGUAAUGUAGCAAAUCCUGUUAAUACUCUUGGUAAUUUCACAGGAAUUGUGGUAGAUCCAUCAACUCUGACUUGUGUUCACACUUAAGCCUUUCCCAUGUAAAGUUGCACUAUGCGUGAUUAUUUGAUAAAAUUAAAAUAACUGGCUUUGUUGAGUCAGGAGGAAAAAAAA
Messenger RNA from Pygocentrus nattereri (red-bellied piranha), 5178 nucleotides. RefSeq names its product klotho beta (gene klb). NCBI's taxonomy places the organism in Eukaryota, Metazoa, Chordata, Actinopteri, Characiformes, Serrasalmidae. Gene Ontology annotation, biological process: carbohydrate metabolic process; fibroblast growth factor receptor signaling pathway. Gene Ontology annotation, molecular function: fibroblast growth factor binding; fibroblast growth factor receptor binding; hydrolase activity, hydrolyzing O-glycosyl compounds. The record is from RefSeq and is a predicted model, not a curated record.